AUGGAAGUAAAUCGGCCAAAGACUUCCUCUUUGGAGGUGAAAAUUGAUACUUAUAUGAUUCAAAGGCAUAUCACUCCUCGCUGCCUCUCAAAUAUAGAUUACCGACAUACCGUAACCUGUAAAAAUAAAUCAACUUCAAUAUCAGAUGAAAAUUUCAAGUUGCCACUAAGAGAAGCCUCCCAUCAUCGGAAAGCAGAAGCUUUGCCAGAAUUCAUAAACGAAUACGUUUAUGACCCAAUUUUGUAUCGAAAGAGGCCCAAAAGUAGUUUUUCUCAAAAGAGCAAAAUCUUUGCAGAAUCAAAUCAAGAGCAUUUCAGACCUUUCACUACCAAGCUCUCUACUAAAAAUCAUAAACGGUAUUCUAGUGCUCCAAGGUCCAGAAGCUCCUCAGAAAAAAAGGAAAAGUUAGAAAGAUCAUUAAACCUCUUCAGGAUUUGUGGAGAUCGAUAUAAUGGCUUAUUGCCAGCUAAGCCGCAAGAAAUAAAGUAUGUAAAGAAGAAUUUAGAAAGACGGCUUACUAUUGAUCUAGAAAGAAGACCGAAAUCACAAAAAAGUCCGGCUGUUGAAGAAACCCCAAAUGUAAAGCCUUUAAGUUUCCGUGAGGUUCCUCAGAUUAAUCCUGCAUUAACUUAUAUGGAAAAGCUAUAUAGACUUAAUCAAUUAUCGGCAGUAAAGCUAUUUGAUUAA
Molecule: messenger RNA, 687 nt
Organism: Blepharisma stoltei
Lineage: Eukaryota; Ciliophora; Heterotrichea; Heterotrichida; Blepharismidae
Source: the annotation of a GenBank genome assembly